CGACGACCUUGGGUGUACGCCAGCACUGGCGGUGGUCACCGAGGCUCUGCUCCGAGAGGGGGGGGGAGCGGUCUGCACGGCGGUGGAGCACUUCCUGCGGGGCGGGCCAGGCGUUCGAGCCGCGCUCCUGCCAGAAGAGGCCGUGGCGGUGCUCCGCGCCUCAGGCCUCGCCGUCGCCGCACACCCGAAGCUGAGGUUUCCGAAGGAGUACGACUUGUUCAGACUUGUUGAUCUCCCGCGUCGUCUCGGGGGGCCUGUGCCUCCGCAGGGCCCCCAGCACCGCUGGGGGCUUUGCUGUCGUGGUGGCCGGCAGCGCCGGUGCGUGGCAGCGGGCUGGGCGGAGCAGCUGCGGCCCGGAGGGAGAGCUCUGCUGCGGAGGCCCUUGCCAAGAAA
This is a messenger RNA of Prorocentrum cordatum, 393 nucleotides long. Lineage: Eukaryota; Dinophyceae; Prorocentrales; Prorocentraceae. The record is from the annotation of a GenBank genome assembly.